Dermatophagoides pteronyssinus (European house dust mite) is the source of this 1798-nucleotide messenger RNA. RefSeq names its product TBC1 domain family member whacked-like. Lineage: Eukaryota; Metazoa; Arthropoda; Arachnida; Sarcoptiformes; Pyroglyphidae. Gene Ontology annotation, biological process: regulation of GTPase activity. Gene Ontology annotation, molecular function: GTPase activator activity; small GTPase binding. The record is from RefSeq and is a predicted model, not a curated record.
AUGUGUGUAUGCAAUAAAUCAAUAUAUUUGAUUGACUGAAAAUAUUUUUUGAAGAAAAAAAAGACAAGAGUGAUUAAAAAAAAAAUGACAUCGAUAAUUAAAUUGGAUUCAUCACCAUCACAACAUCGAAAACAAUAUAGUAAUAAUGCCAACAACAACAAUAAUACAUACCAUUCUUUAAAUCGAAAUUAUUAUGAAAAAUUUGAUUUAAAUGUUCAUCCUCCUCACCAUCAACAUUAUGUUGAUGGUGUUUCAACAUGGUCAAAUAAUCGUCGUAAUCAUCAUCAUCGUGAUCAUCAUCAUGGCCAUUCAUAUGAUGAUCAUGGUGGUUAUCAAAAAUCAUUAUAUUCCAUUUCAUCGAAACAAUCUGAUUCAUAUAAAGUUGCAUCACCGGAAUUAUCUGGGAAAAAUAAUAAUCAUCAACAGCAACGACGACCAAAAUCAUCAUCACCAUUAUCAACAUCGAAUCCAAUAAUGGAAACAACAACAACAUUAUCAUCAACAACAACAACAACAACAGCAAAUGAUGUUGAUCAUUAUUAUCCAAUAUCACAAUGUUUAAGUCAUAGUGAAUCAAAUUUAUCAAAUUCCAUUCAAUUAUCCAGCAAUAAUAAUAAUAAUAAUAAUAAUCGUUCCUGUAAUAAAUAUGGAUUUUUUAUUCAAAAUGAUUCAGACCGAAAUCAAGAUCAAGAUGAUGAUUAUGAAACACCAUCUAUACUAGAUUUAAAAAUGUUAAGAUUAAAAGAAAGAAAAUGGUUACAAAUGUUAAAUAAUUGGCGUUAUUAUAUUAAUUUUAAAUGGGAAAAAAUUCGUAAUCGUUGUCGAAAAGGUAUACCACAUUCGCUACGUUCACAAGCAUGGUUUCAUCUGUGUGGUGCACAUUUACAAAAAAAUCGUUUCCCAAAUCUUUAUGAAGAAUUAUUAAGAAAAAAUGUAUCAAAUGAUAUUUUGGAUGAUAUCUGUAAAGAUCUACAUCGACAAUUUCCUAAUCAUGAAAUGUUUGCCGAUCCAAAUGGAACUGGACAAACUGAUUUAUAUAAUGUAUUGAAAGCAUUUGCUGCUUAUCGACCAACAAUGGGUUAUUGUCAAGCACAAGCACCAAUUGCAGCCGUUUUUUUGAUGCAUAUGCCGGCUGAACGUGCAUUUUGGUGUUUGGUUGCAUUAAGUCGUUAUUAUAUUGGUGGUUAUUUUGAACAAAAUUUAAAAGAUAUUCGUAUACAUGGUCAAAUGUUUGUUACAUUUUUGAAAAAAUAUUCACCAUCAUCAUAUCAUCUAUUGAAACGACAAAAUAUUGAACCAGAAAUUUAUAUGACCGAAUGGUUUAUGUGUAUUUAUUCUCGGAGUUUACCAUGGCCAUCAGUUUUACGUGUAUGGGAUAUGUUUCUUUGUGAAGGUUUAACCAUUCUAUUCAAAGUUGGUCUUUAUCUAGUUGAUUCGACACUUAAAAAUGAAACAACAAAAACAUGUCCAACAAUGUUUGAAACAUGUCAAAAAUUACGAAAUAUUCCAAAAUCAUUAGUAACGGAAAAUUUAUUAAUAAAUGGUAUCAAACGAUUUGAAUUAAAAGAUUUAGAUCUACUUAAAGAACAUAAACAUCAGAUGAAAAAAUUACAAAAAUUAACGAAAAAACAACAACAACAACAGCAGCCAAAGUGAACCAAAAAAUUUUUUCAUUCAAUUUUUUUUAAUCUUCAAAAGCUAAAACAAAACUCAAUACCUGCAUUACCUUUUAUUACAUAACAUUUUGCUUGUGCUUACAUACGCUACUUAAAUACUUGUUUCGUUUUAAACUUUUUGU